CCUCCUUUUCUUGUUCAGUUCUCUACAAUGAAGUUCACAAUUCUGCAAGUUUAUGCAUUUCUCUCUCUAGCGCUUGUAGGAAGUCAUGCUGUGAGUCCUGAGGUGUAUUGGAAGUCAGUUUUGCCAAACAGUCCUAUGCCAAAAGCAAUCAAGGAUCUUUUAUAUAUUAAAGCAUGGGAUGAUAGCAAGGAAAAAGCUUCCAUCGACUCUACAUCUAUGAAUAGCAAGCUAAAAGAUCAACCCUACCAGUUUUACACCUAUGGUGCAUCCAAGGAUGAGGUAAAAGAUCAACCCCAACAAGGUUACAUCUAUGGUGCAUCUAAGGAUGAUGUAAAGAAUCAACCCCAAAAAAGUUAUAUUUAUGGUGCAACCAAAGAUGAGACAAAAGAUCAACCCUACCAGUUUUACACCUAUGGUGCAUCCAAGGAUGAGGUAAAAGAUCAACCCCAACAAGGUUACAUCUAUGGUGCAUCUAAGGAUGAUGUAAAGAAUCAACCCCAAAAAAGUUACAUUUAUGGUGCAACCAAAGAUGAGACAAAAGAUCAACCCUACCAGUUUUACACCUAUGGUGCAUCCAAGGAUGAGGUAAAAGAUCAACCCCAACAAGGUUACAUCUAUCGUGCAUCUAAGGAUGAUGUAAAGAAUCAACCCCAGAAAAGUUACAUUUAUGGUGCAACCAAAGAUGAGAUAAAAGAUCAACCCCAACAAGGUUACAUCUAUGGUGCAUCCAAGGAUGAGGUAAAAGAUCAACCCCAACAAGGUUACAACUAUGGUGCAUCUAAGGAUGAUGUAAAGAAUCAACCCCAAAAAAGUUACAUUUAUGGUGCAUCCAAGAAUCAACUAUCCAAGAAUCAGCAAGAACACGACCAGAUGGUAAACUUAUUGUUCUUGGAAAACAACUUGCAUCAAGGAGAAGAACUGAAGUUGCAUUUUAUAAAGAACUACCACAAAACUGGAUUUCUACCGAAACACAUCUCUGAUUCGAUACCCUUUUCCUUAAAAGAUAUUCCUCAAAUCUACAAUAAGUUUUCAGUUAAACCUGACUCACUGGAAGCCAAAAUCAUGAAGCAGACACUUAGUUUAUGUGAGGUCAAGGGCAUUGAAGGUGAGGAAACAUUUUGUGUAACUUCAUUAGAAUCCAUGGUCGAUUUAUCUACCACAAAAUUAGGUAAAAAGGUGAAAGCUCUUUCUACAGAGGUGAAUGCUAAAGAAAGCACCCCAUCACAAACGUACAAGAUUGAGUUUGUCAAAAAGCUCAUAGUAAAUAAAGCUUUGAUUUGCCAUAGGCAAAACUAUGCUUAUGCUGUCUUUUAUUGCCACACAAUCAUUGGUACUGAAUCAUAUGUGGUAUCUUUAGAGGGUGUAGAUGGUACCAAAGUGAAAGCUGUGGCUAUUUGCCAUACCGACACCACGAAAUGGAACCCGAAAUCUUUGGCAUUUGAAGUUCUUAAAGUGUCUCCAGGAACUACGAUUUGCCAUUUUCUACAUGAAGAGCAUGUUAUUUGGGUUCCAUAUUAAUGAAGAAACACAUGCCAUAUAUAUAUAUAUAUAUAUAUAUAUAUAUAUAUAUAUAUAUAUAUAUAGUGUGUGAUUGUGCGUGCUUCAAGAAUCUCUAAGCUCGAGUGGUGAUGCUACUUAUUAUUGUAACUUUCCUUAUGUAUGGGUAAUGUGACAGUUCAUGUAAUUAAAGAAAUAAAAUUGUCUUCUUAAUUA
Messenger RNA from Helianthus annuus (common sunflower), 1713 nucleotides. RefSeq names its product protein RAFTIN 1A. NCBI's taxonomy places the organism in Eukaryota, Viridiplantae, Streptophyta, Magnoliopsida, Asterales, Asteraceae. The record is from RefSeq and is a predicted model, not a curated record. The transcript has 3 exons. The coding region runs from base 28 to 1518 and encodes 496 amino acids.